UUGUUCUCAAAGUCAAACUUAAUAAACAUACAACUUUAUAUUGUAAUCAAGUCGAUUGUUCUCUAAAUAAAGAUCAGUUAGAUAAACCAGUUGACAAAAUGGAAUUCGCCCAGAUUCGAACUUGGUCAGCGAAUUACUAUACUCUUCAUCAAGCAAAAACCUUUUUCUGGAGAAAACGGGUUAUAUCUUGGUGGAUCGAAUCCAUGCCCGGCAAUAUCAAUCAGAUUGUCUGUGGAGAUAAAGAUGAUAAUUUUUACAUAAGAAAAAUCUCAAGAUUGCAGGAAGAGAGAGAUGGUUUUUCAUAUGCCGAAUUACCGUUUUUCUUACCGUUCCAUUAAUAAUUAUCGUAUGUUAUCAUUCACCUUAUUGGGAAUCUGAUUCAAUCAAUACCCUGGUUAGGUUGAGGUUUUCAUCACCAAUGAAAAUCGUUGCCGAAGUUGGUCUACAUAUUGGCCUUUUCGGAUUCAAUAUAACCAUGAAAGACUUGGAUGUAUCCAAAUCAACAGAUAAAAUCCCUCCGGACAUGAUUAAUUUUGAUUAUAAUGAACAAUUUCAAUGGAAUUGGGUUUCAUCAUCAGCUGAUAAACCAAAACUUUCAGAAGAGACUGGUCAUCUCAAGUAUCAAUAUCGAUUAUCAGCUUCCAAUGGACUUCCGAUUCCAUUUCUUUGGGUACUUGAUUAUUUCACAAUAGAUGGAGAAGAGUUUAGGUUUACACACUUCUAUCAACAGGCUUCAUGGUAUUGUCACACUUUCUUAUGGUUUUCUCUUGGCUGUUGGUUAUUAUCAAGUUGCCUUUUCUGUAUCGUUAUUGAAUAUGGUUCCUUAAUGAUGAUGCUUACUGGAUUAUCUCUAAUUACAACCAAUAUGAUUUGGGCUUUACAUAAUAAUCCAGUUCCAUUGGAGAUUCCAUUUCAAUCACCAAGUGGUGGUAGAGUGCAGUUCUUACACACUGACUAUUCAUGGGCUUAUUGGAUAAAUCUAACCAACGGAUUAUUUUGCUUGCUAUUGGGGAGUUUUGUUUACAUUAUUGACAUUAAAUAUCCUGAUCUAACGGCUCAAUUUUUCGGCAUCGAUAUAAUUCAAAACUAUCAAGAUUACUUUCGAGAAAUAGAUGAAGAUAAAAAAAGACUACAAAGUGAUGGGUCAAGCGUAUCGACGGACAGCACAUUGAAAAUGAAGAAUGGUGAUUCGAAUUAUGUUGCCUUACGGAAAAAGGUCACCUCUGAUAGACUUUCUCGGCUAAAUCGAUUGACUCUUCGUGAUGGAGGAAAUAAGAGUAUCGAUCGACCCGUUGCAGUUGGUAAUCAAUCGAAAAGUAUCCAAGAGAUCACCGAGCCUCAUUAUGUUGUACCCAAAACGAUUACUGUACCUAUUCAACCUCGAGUAGUCGGUGUGAUACCUGGUGGAUCUCGAGGGGUAGAAAAAUUUUCAUUAUCAACUCAAUAGUUGAUAUCAAUACUUGUUUCAAGUCUAAAUAAAUUUUAUUUGGAGAGUUA
This is a messenger RNA of Panonychus citri (citrus red mite), 1497 nucleotides long. RefSeq names its product dual oxidase maturation factor 1-like. The record is from RefSeq and is a predicted model, not a curated record. The coding region runs from base 419 to 1447 and encodes 342 amino acids. Gene Ontology annotation, biological process: protein transport. Gene Ontology annotation, cellular component: endoplasmic reticulum membrane. NCBI's taxonomy places the organism in Eukaryota, Metazoa, Arthropoda, Arachnida, Trombidiformes, Tetranychidae. The transcript is spliced from 8 exons.